AUGAAAUUCUCUACAGCAGCACUCACCCUGUUUCUUGGCAUUGCGCUUGCCAACAACACUGUCCCGAUGUCUGAAGAUGAAGAAAUCCGAUGCCAGCAGGAGUCUUCCAACAAUGGGUAUUGCUGCUCGUAUGCAGACUGUGGAUUCUGUGGAUUCUACGAGCGCUGUUGCUACAAACGCUCUGGAGAUGCCACCGAUGAAGGGCAUUGCAAAUGUGGAGUUAACAGCUUUCCACAAGGCACUUGCUUUUAA
Messenger RNA from Fusarium mangiferae, 252 nucleotides. RefSeq lists its product as uncharacterized. The record is from RefSeq and is a predicted model, not a curated record. The coding region runs from base 1 to 252 and encodes 83 amino acids. Lineage: Eukaryota; Fungi; Ascomycota; Sordariomycetes; Hypocreales; Nectriaceae. The transcript has a single exon.